Molecule: messenger RNA, 1074 nt
Organism: Gilbertella persicaria
Lineage: Eukaryota; Fungi; Mucoromycota; Mucoromycetes; Mucorales; Choanephoraceae
Product: scamp family-domain-containing protein
Exons: 3
Coding region: 65-1027 (320 amino acids)
Biological process (GO): protein transport
Cellular component (GO): recycling endosome membrane; trans-Golgi network membrane
Source: RefSeq, a predicted model, not a curated record
GUUACACAAGUCUUUGUUACUUAACCCCUUCUUUUAUUUUUUAUUUUUAUUUUAUUUUGUUCGUAUGUCCAACAAGAUUGAGACCACUGGUAAUCCUUUUGAGGAUCCUUCCAAUCCUUUUCAAGACCCUUCUAUUGCUUCAGCACUUGCUUCUAACCGUACAGUAGAAGAAACAGCGAGUGCUCAAGCAGACAACCACUCACUCAGUGAUUUCAAUGCCACUAGUUUCCAUCAUGUCUCUGACAACCGCGAUCCUUAUUCUGCCAGCAGCACUUCACUUCCUCAAAACAACGAUAUUAGUGCUAGAGAAGAAGCCUUGAGACAGAAGGAACGCCAACUUGCAGACCGAGAAAGAGACUUGGAGGCACGUCUAUCACAACCUAUGCGAGGGGCCAACAAUUUUCCACCUUGUUUUCCUAUCUUGUACUUGGAUAUUGUGUCUGAAAUCCCCAUACAGCAUCAACAGACAGUGCUUUGGCUAUACCGAGAAUGGUUAAUGUUCUUGGUAACCUUGGUGAUGAAUUUCUUUGCUUGUUUAUGGGUCUUGUUUAGUCAUCCUGCUUCAGUGACAAGUGCACCUACAGAUAUGGGUGUAGCUCUGACUGAACUAUUCACUCAUACGUUAGCUAGUUUCUUUUUGUGGUAUCGUCCUGUUUACAAUGCUUAUAUGAAAGAUAAUUCUCUCUAUUUCUAUUUUUAUUUCAUCUUUAAUGGAUUCCAUAUUCUUUAUACCUUUUAUAUGGCUAUUGGUAUUCCCUCUACUGGUGGUGCUGGUCUUAUUUUGCUUGUCACUUUGUUUUCUGAACAUUAUAUUGGACCUGGUAUUUUAACUCUUUUGAGUUCUAUCUGUUGGCUUUCUAUGGGUUGUUUGGCUGUCUUUUUAUACAAAAAGACGUAUGAUCAUUACAAGGCAGCAGGUCAUACUUUUAAUGAAGCUAAAUCAGAAGCUUAUUCUCAUAUGGGACGCUCCACUGUUGUCCGAGAAGCAGCCGUUAAUGCAGCUUGGAAUUCAGCCAGUAGAAGAUAAAAUCACAUGCCAAAAGAAAUAAAAUCUGUACAUAUUUUUUUUUCUUA